This is a messenger RNA of Linum tenue, 1504 nucleotides long. The record is from the annotation of a GenBank genome assembly. Lineage: Eukaryota; Viridiplantae; Streptophyta; Magnoliopsida; Malpighiales; Linaceae.
GUCACCAACACCAUUACCCAUUUCACCGUUCACAAUUUUGGCUUAAAUUUAAUAAAUACUAAUUUCUCAUCCCCUUUGCUUCGCCUUGACUGCCGGUCCCGGAGAUGUAUGAGCGAGCCAACUAAAGCGGAGUCUUCUUCCUCGUCGAGCCUUCCCCAGCAGAUUUCUUCAGGACCCCGUAAAAUAUUGGCGGAAUAAUCUUACGAUGAACAUCGCUGCUAAAGCAGCCAUUUCCAAUCUUCAAAGCACAUCUUUCCACCUUCGGACCGCCCUCUUUCAUUCUACCCAUGUCCUCGAACGCAAACGCCGCGGCUUCAACUUCAGCUACUCUAGACCAAACUUCAGCUCGAGGAGGCAUAGGAAGCUGCAUGGAAGAGAAGAACUAUUACGCAAUAUUAGGGCUUAUGCAGACUCCUUAUUUCAGGGUGUAAAUGAUGAUUUUGAGGAUGAAGAUUCAUCUUCAAGUAAAGGACCUUCAUGGUUUAGAAAUCAACAUUCUAGGGGACCCAAAAACAGCAAUGCUAGAAGCAAACGCUGGGGCAAAAGUAAGGACUCUAAGCUUCAUUUGUGCCUCCUUCACAGUUCGAUAAUUUAGAAAGGAUUUUUGCUAGUUCAAUGUAGUGCUUCUCAACUAUGUACUUAUCGUACUUUGAAUUAAGAGUUGACAACCAGUUGUCAAAUCAUUUAUCUUAUCUCUAUAUGAUUGAUCAUUGCCCUAUUUUGAAGCUGCUCAAAGAUUUACAGAAAAUAAUCAAUUUCCCUGUACACAGAAGGUUUUGAUUUUUGUGAAGAAGAUGUUGAAGUUGAAACCAUUUUCCGAUCUGCAUUUGGUGGUGACCGAAACUUCUAUUGGUCGUUCAUAAAUGAUGAGCAACCUCGGCGGAACCGAUCGUAUGAGCAUUUCUGGAGGCAUAGAAAAAUUCACGAGGAUGACGAUUACAAUUCCUCAUCAGAAUCCGAUGGUAGUUCGGAGUUAGAUUUGGUUUCAGAAAGACGUACCCUUGGACUGAGUGCUUCAGGUCCACUGAAACUUGAAGACGUGAAAACUGCAUACCGAACAUGUGCGCUGAAAUGGCAUCCUGAUCGCCACCAGGGUUCUUCAAAGGCUGUUGCAGAGGAGAAGUUCAAGGUGUGUAGCGCUGCAUAUGAAUCGUUAUGUAAUAAGUUGGGGAUGGCUUAAGGUAUGUGAAAAACGGAAUUGGGAGUAGUCAUCAGAAGGCGAGAACGCAGCCCAUAGAAAUUCACUACUUAGAGGCUUAGAGCCGAAAAUGCACCCCCAGAAAGUUACUACUUAGAGCAGAUAUUCUUUAACUAUUGAACCGCUAAAUAUAUGGUAGUACACAGCACUACUAGUCUAGUAGGUGAUCCAAUCAUAAGCCAGUUCAUGGGCAUUUGUAUUUUGUGUAACAUUUUCUUAAUUGACAUGGUUCUAUUCCAGGUUGCAUAAUCUUACGCAACCAGAUACCAGUAGUAAAAUUUUCCAAGUUAACGAUUUGUACAGGUU